AUGCCGGCGGAAGCGAGUUACGGCUUUGCUUCUUUCGUGAUUCACGUAGAUUGGAAUUCACUUUCUUUAGGAAAGAGAAGAGUGAAGAAGAAGUCGGAAGCAGUUCAUCGCCUGUGGGAGCUUGCUGAUAGUAAGGAAGCCAUAAUCUUUCUAUCGGAUUGCCUAUUUGUCUAUCUGUCUGGUGAAGAGAGAAUGCUGGUGGAAGACCCAAACCACAAUCAGGCUCAUCAACCUCAAGCUACUUAUAAGCCACUUUCAAAAUCAGGAAAUGUUCGGAACAGAGAACUUACAAUAAUACAACGCCGCAUUCUCCGAAGAUUGAGGAACAAGAGGAGAUCCAUUAAAAGAAAUCUUUCUCAGAGAGAAAAUCUAAACAGUAACAUCAAAUCACAAACUACACGAAAGUUGUCCCUUUAUUGGUGGGAUUUACCCAUAAGUAAGAUGCACAGAGGAAGAGAACGAACUUCAUAUAUCCCUUUUUUACUCAAUCAAGAAACAAGAUCGGACGUGAUUCCGGUUCGUCUCCGUUUUAGUGACACUCUUCCUCAAGCAAGGCAGCCGAUAAGUCAUCGAAGGGUUUGUUUGAAUAAUGGACUGGUAACCAUUACUCAUUUUAAAGUUUCCCAUGGUGAUCUAAUAUCUUUUAAAGAAAAUGACGCGAGAAAAGAAAGCAUAACUAACGAAAGAAAGAUAGAACCAGAUCCUUCUUUAAAAGAAAGCACUUUGCCUUCUCCUAAGUGGUUUUAUUUCCGUCUAAUGCUCCUUCUACCAGCAAUAGGUUAUGCUAGCUGGUUGAAUUGGCCAGACGGACUCGAAUUCUUUUUCGAAACCGUACCCGCCAUGAUCUCCUGCCUUUAUUAUUUACGAAGCGAAGUUAAGGAAAGGAGAAGACCAAAGGUCAAUGUAAUCGAACGAAGCGAAGUGAGGGAAUUAGCUGCUACGAAGCUACUGAUACGAAAGGUACGAAGUAGCUCGACUUCAAGGUACAAACGAAGCGAAGCGAAGUUCAGUCAAAGACCUUUGUUCGGACGAGAAGCAAGAGUAGCUACCAUUCUUCCUUCUAUUGGCUGUCUUCGGCAUCUGUACUACCACUGGCUAUUCUUUCUCAAUGGCUUUCUUAAAGCAGGAGCGCACGCAGUCUAG
Molecule: messenger RNA, 1143 nt
Organism: Striga asiatica
Lineage: Eukaryota; Viridiplantae; Streptophyta; Magnoliopsida; Lamiales; Orobanchaceae
Source: the annotation of a GenBank genome assembly